UUGUAUUUCCACACAAUGUUUCGAGAAUUAUGGCCUUCAUAAACAAAUUUUGUUUUAUGUGUUCGGUGCGGCUAGGUGCCAUAGUAACAGGAAUUCUCACUCUGGUGCAAGGAAUCGCUCUUCUCGGCGUAAUGCUCUCAAGCUUGAAUUCAAUGUCAACAGUCACUGAUAACAUCAAUGAAUGUGUGGAAAGUCUGCGUCUGGAAGGCCAGUUUUAUAGAGAUGUGGCUAAAGAUCCAAAAUUGGUGAUAACUGUGUCAUCGACGUUUUUUUCUUGUUUGAUAUGUUCAAGUUUAUUGUUGCUGUGGGGGUGUUUCCAGAUGAAGACCAUCUGCAUGUAUCCUUUUACAUUUUUUUAUGUGUUGUAUAUUUUCGGUCUCUUUGUUACUUUGCUCUUGUUGAUUUUUCUAGCGAAAGUCAGAGGACAUGGUCUCGGAGAUUUAAUUCUGUAUUCGAAUCUCGGAGGGUUCGUUUUGUGUAAGAAAGUUUGUUUGUGGUUUAUUAUUCUCAAUAAGUUUAUUUUAGUGUUUUAUUUGUACACUUGGGCUUGUGUCGUGAGCUUGAUUCAAAUAAUUAACGAACUGCGGCAGCGCCUACAACAAAAGCUUAAAGUAGUCGAAAAGAUGAAACUGUCCAAUAGAGUGAGAGUUUACAAUAAAAACAACACGAAAGGUUUUCCAAGUUAUGCUCAUUUUAAUUAAUUAUUUAUUUAUUAACAACACAGUAAUGAGGACUACUCAGAUGAGUCAGAUGCAAUGAUGAUUAAAAUGUAGACCGUUUGUAUUUAUUUCAAAACAAAUAUAUAAAGCAAUUAAUCACUUAUAUGUACUUAUUCGAUUCCACUAAUUUUCUAUAUUGAUAUGGCGUGUAAGCGUCAAUACUUAUUGGCAUUUUUUCUUGUCCGUCUUUCACUCCUCCGUCGCUGUCGUUUCUAUUUUCAGCGGAAUCAAAAGAAAAAUAUCUGAAAAUGGCAACCAUUU
Messenger RNA from Zophobas morio, 980 nucleotides. RefSeq lists its product as uncharacterized. The record is from RefSeq and is a predicted model, not a curated record. NCBI's taxonomy places the organism in Eukaryota, Metazoa, Arthropoda, Insecta, Coleoptera, Tenebrionidae. The transcript has 3 exons. The coding region runs from base 30 to 701 and encodes 223 amino acids.